This is a messenger RNA of Acanthosepion pharaonis, 3261 nucleotides long. The record is from the annotation of a GenBank genome assembly. NCBI's taxonomy places the organism in Eukaryota, Metazoa, Mollusca, Cephalopoda, Sepiida, Sepiidae.
AUGAUUUUGCUUUGUGUGUCUAAGGGGAGCGCCACCCACUUGUCGUUGCAUUUACUGGACAGCACUUUCACUUUACCCACUGUUCUGUUGAGUCAGAAGUUUGUCUGUUUGUUAAUUUUGCCACUGAAAACCGUUUGCUUGCGAUCAUUGCGAUUAGUGAUGUCGGUGUCGGCGUCUCAACGAAAAACUCUGAGCAUUUCUGAACAGUUGGAGCUCAUCGACGAUGUCAAAGUGAAGAAACUCAAACUGGCCGCUGCAGCCAAAAAGUACGGAAUCGGUUAUUCAACAGCAGCAAAAAUUCUCAAGAAAGAAGACGAUCUCAGAUCUUGCAUGCAAAUGAACGGAAACACUAAUCGCAAACGAAAGCGCCAAUCCGUGCACAAGGACGUUAACGAAGCGCUUACACAAUGGUUUACGCAAGCAUGUGCUCAUGGAGCUACCGUCACCGAUCACGUCAUCAGGCAGAAAGCAUUACAACUGGCCGUAAAUCUUGAAGUUGAUUUUGAACCGAGCAAUGGCUGGCUCAUGCGCUGGAAGCAGGCCAAUAACGUUUCGUUCAAAAAAUUUCACGGCGAAUCAACGUCAGCAGAUCACGGUUCUGCCAACGAAUGGAUGACAAACGUUUUGCCGCAACUUUUUCGUGGAUAUGAUCCAAAAGAUGUUUGGAACUGUGAUGAAACGGGAAAUUUCUACAAAGCCAUGCCGUCUGGAUCUUUGCGAUUUGCCGGCGACGAACAGUCAAAUGGGACAAAAGUUCCCAAAGACAGACUCACGAUGCUUCAGUUCACAAACAUGGACGGCAGUGAAAAGCAAGCUGUAGUUGUUGGUAAGUCGCCAAAACCACGCUGCUUUAAAAAUGUGAAAACUCUGCCGUUUUCUUACUUCGCUAAUCGUAAAGCCUGGAUGACUAGUCAGCUGUUUACUGACGUUAUGAAAACGCUUGAUCGAAAAAUGAUUGCUCAAAAGCGAAAGAUUAUUCUGUUUUUGGACAAUGCAACUUGUCAUAACUUACUGCCGGGUACAAAUCUGUCAAACAUUAAAUUGUCGUUCAUGCCACCAAACACCACCAGUCUCAUGGCAUCAUUCGUUCAUUCAAAGCGUAUUAUCGUCGGGAACUUGUUCGAAUGCAAAUCACAGCGAUCGAUGCUAUACCGCCAGUGCCGCUCGUCCGCGGGAGCCGACGCGCUGGCUCUUCAAUCGGCGGAGACAGUGGAAAAUCUGCAAAAAAUCAUCCCCAUCCCCAUCCCCAUCCCCGCGCCUCCCCCGUCUGAUGAAUCGCAGAGAAGAGCUCAGAGUGGGCUGCUGGAAUGUACGCACACUCCGUGGCGAAGGAACCUCACCAUGAGGGCCCUUCACGACUAUGGGGUCAACGUGGCAUGCCUUUCCGAAGUGAGACUCCCAGACAGGGGGUAUCGCACAAUCAAGGUUCCUGGCACAGAUGUCGUCUAUCAUCUCUACCACAGUGGAGUGACUGAUAACAGUGGCCAGCACGGUGUGGCCAUCGCCCUGAGCCCUGAGGCCCAAGCAGCCUUCCUGAGGUGGGACCCGCGCACUCCGAGACUCGCCACGAUGCGACUGAGGGGACACCUGUUCAACAUCAGCAUUAUCGCCGUCUACGCCCCCACACUGAAUGCGCUUGAGGCAGAUAAGGAGCAAUUCUACGCUGACCUCCAGAGAGCAGUUGGACGGGUCCCUGCCAGAGAUCUCCUUCUGGUAGCGGGGGACUGGAAUGCACGCACAGGCCCCGCCGACCCAACCACCAGACACGUGCUUGGACGUUUCGGUCUGGGGACACGCUGCGAAAAUGGAGACCGCCUUGUUAACUGCCUCGGCGAGUCGCCUCGUGGUCUCCAACACCCGUCUAAUGAUGGACACACGGCCAAACAAAUCGACUACAUCCUGGUUCGGUCGCGAUGGGCAAGCUCGGUCCUCAAUUGCCGGGCAUUCAGAGGAGCCGAUACAGGAAGCGAGCACGGCUCAGACCACGCCCUGGUUCGUGCAACUCUUCGCCUACGUCUCCAGGCCAGACGACCCAAUGGACGACCAAAACGUCUAGAUGUCACUAAACUCAAAACGGCAGCAGGGACGAACUUCCGUAUCGACCUGCAAAAUCGUUUUGAGUUGCUCCAAGAGACCAUCGAUCAGCAGCCUGAGCGGGAGCGGCGGACCCUUAAGGAGGCUACGGUGGAGGCAGCUCAUCUCCAUCUUGGCUUCACAAAACGUCGCCAACGUGACUGGAUGACGGGUGCAACGCUUGAGCUUUCCGAGAACGCGAGAAGAGCGCGCCAACUGAGGGAGGCCAUUAGGACCGAUAACAAUGCGCGCUGGAGCAGGGUGGCCGAGGAGGCCGAGAGAGCAUCUGCGUGUGGAGACACGCGCAAACUCUACCAGCUGCUGAAACAGGCUGGUCGGGGCGCCAUUGGACAUGGCGACACGCUUCUUGCCGGAGAUGGAUCGAUCCUAACCGAAGUCGCUGAAAAGGUCAAUCGAUGGCGCGAACACUUUGACGUGCUCCUCAACCACCAGCCCCCCGCUGUCCAGUUAGACCUGCAACCUGCGGAUGGAACUUACAACUGCAGCGUUGAUCCGCCAACAAUUCAGGAGAUUCUGUCUGUCCUUCGUCAGCUGCGUAACAACAAAGCUCCCGGGGAAGAUGGGAUCCCGGCGGAAACUGUUCCUGAUGACUGGGGACACGCUGUUUUGCUGCCAUUCUUUAAGAAAGGUGACAAGAAGGUGUGCUCCAACUAUCGGGGAAUCAGUCUGCUCGAUGUAGCGGCCAAAACCUUCGCAGUUCUGCUUCUGAAGCGAUUCCAGACGGCUCGAGAUGCCCGCACGCGUCCCACCCAAUGUGGCUUCCGCCCGGGGAAAGGGUGUGUGGAUCAGAUCUUCAACCUGAGGCGCACACUCGAGCAGCGCUGGGUCUACCAACAACCAACGGUCCUGUGCUUCAUCGACUUCGCAGCUGCGUUCGAUUCGGUCGAUCGAGAUGCACUGUGGAAACUUAUGCUUGCGGACGGCAUCCCUGUGAAAUUGCUUCACCUUAUCCAGGGGUACUAUCGAGCCACGCGGGCGCGGGUGCGGGUCUACGGUGAGGAAUCGGAGCCCUUCGACGUCAGGUCCGGAGUCCGACAGGGAUGUGCCCUCUCACCCACCCUCUUCAACUUUGCCAUCAACUUCAUCCUCAACACUGCCCUCCGCGGCUACUCAGGUGUGUCGGUCGGUAGAGAUGUAGAGGUGUCGGACUUUUAUCUAUACCGAUGA